GCUUUAACUUACGAUAUGGGUGUGCACGGUUUGUGGCAGCUCUUGGAGUCCGCUGGACAAUCUACUACUUUAGAGUCUCUCGAAGGCAAAGUACUUGCUGUUGACAUCAGCCUUUGGCUGCAUCAGUUUGUGCACGGAAUGGUGGGCAGUGAUGGUACACCUGUGAAUAAUGGUCAUCUGAUCGGUCUUUUCAAUCGCAUUUGUAAGCUGCUAUUCUUUCGUAUUAAGCCUGUUUUUGUGUUCGACGGUGGAGUUCCAGCCUUGAAGCAACAGACAAUGGCACUACGACGAUUACGACGAGGUGAUUCUUACAGAGGGAAACAACGAGUUCAAGAGAAGUUGUUGAUGAAUUACGUAAGAAGUAAAGCAUUGGAGACAGCCAGUGGAAGUGACAGGAAAAAGAAAACUAAUGUGUCAUUGACAUCAAAAAGACCAUCAAAGGGAAAAGAUGUGUUUGAAUUGCCUUCCCUUCCGUCGGUUGAGCAAGAUCCAUUAAGAUCAAAUAAUAAUGAUUCUGAUGAAGGGGUGAUGGCUGUGGAUCCAAAUGAAUUAAUGAAUGAGCUACCUUUGCAAGACUUGAACAGGAUUGAUGUCAAUUCUUCUUCCUUCAAAGCACUUCCAUUGGAGAUACAACAUGAACUGAUCAUUGCCAUUCAGAACAACUACAAAGUUAAUCGUUGGAACCAACACUUACAAAUGCCUCAGGAAUCAGACAACUUUUCUGACUUUCAACUGGACAGGUUGCUGUAUCGUGGGAAGUUAACACAGCAGCUUGAAGCAGUGAGAAAGUUGAUGAACUCUUGUCAGUCAAGAGUUUCAUCUAGUUUGGUGUUUGCUAACAGUAGACAAGGGGAUGAGGAAAUCAUCAGCAAACGUGUUGUAUCUGAAGAUUUAGCUCAUUUUAUUCUUGUCAAAGGAAGUGGAAUGUCAAGUAGAGAAGAGUCACAAGAGUCACAACCUGAAUCCGAGUCUGAUCGAGCAUUUGAAUUGGUGCAAAAGGAAGAAACAAAUGAUUCAAUUACAGUUUUAAACUCAGUCGCAGAAGAUGAUAGAAAUAAUAUAGAAACUGUGGCCAAAAGAAAAUUAGACUUUCAAACAAAAAGUAACCAAAGGACAGACAGUCUGCAACAAGAGAGACCUCUAUUGCACCAGGAGCCUGUAAGUCAAUGCAUAGAAAACACAGAACUUGACAACUCUCGGCUAUGUAAUGUAGAAAUUGGAACAGAGAGGCAAAUAUCAGUAACAUCCGAAUUAUCUGCACAGAGUGCAACUGUCUCAAUGGAAUUCAUUUCUGCUGUGGAAACUGAUAGGCAAGAGACAUCCUCUGUUACCAGCAGACACGGUAGUGGUGAAGCGCAUGUUGUCACAGCCAGAGAACAUCAACAGCUUCAUGUGGUGACUAAAGAUGGAGAGAACACACAAUCACGUCAUAGUGAUGCUUCAACAAGUAGUGAUGAGUUUAUUGAUGUUCCUAGUGACAUCAAUGAUGAUGAAGCAAAACAUAACACAACUGAGGAACGAGUAGUCAUGGCUAGCAACUUAUUUCCUCUCUCAGUGUUUCAAAAUAAGGUUGAUGUUGCUGAAGGAAAUACAGGGGACAUUGAAAAGGGUGACACUUGUAUGAAGAGGGACACAAACGUUGUGGACAACAGUUUGACAUCCAAUAGUGUCGCUGUCAAGGCUGGUUUAGGACAGCCAGCAAGUUGUAGUGAGCAGAUGGCUGACAGAAAAGAUGACUUGUUUAGUGAUCAGGACCAUGAGUGCCAUGACAGCAGAGUUACAGACAUUCAGGAUGUUGCAACAGAGAUUGAUCUAGCAAACGAUAUUGAUGCCAUGGAAGACUGCUUGGCAGUUGAACAAACGUUACUACAAAAGGAGAAAGCUCAGUAUGAACGGCAUGCUGCUGAAGUAACCAAUCAAAUGUAUGCAGAUGGCAUGGAGCUGCUUCGUUUGUUUGGUGUUCCCUACAUACAAGCUCCCAUGGAAGCUGAAGCUCAGUGUGCAUGGCUGGAUGAGACUGAACAAACAGAGGGAACAAUAACAGACGACAGUGACAUUUUUCUGGUUGGUGGGAAACGAGUGUUCAAGAACUUGUUUAAUCAGAACAAAUAUGCUGAAGUUUACAGAACUGAAGACAUCUAUUCUGUUCUUGGUUUAGAUCGACAAAAGAUGAUUGAUCUUGCUUUUCUUCUUGGGAGUGAUUAUACACCUGGCAUACAAGGUGUUGGCACGGUGGCUGCUAUGGAAAUACUAAGCUAUUUUAGUGGUACUGAUGAUUGGUUAGUUAAUUUCAAGGAAUGGUGGGAGAAAGCCAAUGCUGGUCAUGGUAUUGCAACUAAAGAAUCAAGACUAGAGAAACUUAUGCGAAUGCUAGAUCUCCCUCGGUCAUUUCCUGACCCUGCAGUUCGACGGGCAUACGUAGCUCCAACAGUUGAUGAGUCAAGGGAACCCUUUCAAUGGGCAAUGCCUGAUCUUGAUAGCCUUAGAGACUUUGCAGCAAAUUCAUUCAACUGGACCAAGAAACAAGUUGAUCAAUUGCUUCUUCCGGUCAUGCAGCAACUGAACAAAAUGGAGAUUCAGCCAAGCAUUACUUGUUAUUUUUCUCGUCUUUCUCCUAAAAAAGGGAAAAUCAAAAGCAAGCGUCUUCAACAAGCAAUUGCCAAAAUAGCUCCAUCUUCUCAGUCAAGUAGUGAUUCCAGUGACUUUGAAAUUGCUGCUAAGAAAUCAGCAGGUCUUUCGCAAGACGGCAAACAGGACAGAACAUUGCCUGAGUCAUUGGGAGCAAGUGCUAAUGGUAGGACUAGUGCUAGAAUCAAUUUAAGUCGCAUGACCAGAGGAAGAGGGAAACGUGGAUCUGGUGCAAACAAACGGCAAACAACAACAAGACCAUCAAAGCGAUCUAACCCAGAUAAAAGCACAACUACUAGACGAGGAGAUAAGAAAAGCAGAGCACAUGGAAAGAAGGGAGCAGAUGCAGAUUGAACACUACAAUAUAAUGUGGAGAACGAGCUUGCAGCAUGAGGUACUAACUGCAUGGGUUUAGCUGGACAUAGCUGGAAUGUAUCCAUAGGCUACAUGUCUACUAUGCAACUGUAACCUCUUCCUCUUUCCAAAUGGAAAUGCAAAUUUCAGUACUACUGAACUCAGGGACUGUCCAAAAAUAAGAGUUCAAUAGUUGGCUUUGAAACAGA
Molecule: messenger RNA, 3191 nt
Organism: Corticium candelabrum
Lineage: Eukaryota; Metazoa; Porifera; Homoscleromorpha; Homosclerophorida; Plakinidae
Product: DNA excision repair protein ERCC-5 homolog
Exons: 15
Coding region: 16-2982 (988 amino acids)
Biological process (GO): nucleotide-excision repair
Cellular component (GO): nucleus
Molecular function (GO): single-stranded DNA binding; DNA endonuclease activity
Source: RefSeq, a predicted model, not a curated record